AUGAGAUUCGAUCUUGAAACCCUUCCGUUUCCUAUCGACGUAUCGGCCCUCACGGCUACGUCGGACCCAGCGUUUUGUUCAACAUGUGCCAAUUUGCAUACCGUGUCAGCCUUCGCUAUGGUCCCGUGCACUGCGGUUAUGAUGAAUCUUUCGCGUUCAGUCAAAAAAGUUGACAAAGCGAGGCAACUUCUAUCCGGAAUCGAAUCACAGUCCAUUUCUUCGACAGAAAAGUUGGUAUCUUGGGAGCUUCAAAUAAGCCUGGCUGAUCUCAAGAAUUCAUCAGCGGCCGGCUGUAUCACCUGUUUGCUCUUGAGAGAGGUGCUCACCAACGUCCCGAAUGGGCAUAUUGACUGGGAUGAUCCUGCACUGUACAUUGUGGUUAUCUUUUGCGACAAGACUGUGCUCCGCAUCUCUGUUGCCCGAGAUCGGGACCAUUAUGAGACAGAUACCUGGGGCUUUGACAUGUCUUACAAACUCUUGCAUGAUGAGCCAGAUAUGGAUGACUAUCAAGUCUACACUCUUCCUAACUCACCCUGUCCAUGGCCUACACUCGGCUGCCUCAUGAAUGUCGAAGAACCCAAAUCUAGCAUUCCCACAAAAAAGUCCAAAACUGGAUACAUGAUUGCAAGGGAGAAUCACCCCAUCUGUAUCGAUGCAGAGAAAUCAACUUAUCAACCUUACCUUCCCGAGAAAGUUAUCAGCCUUGGCCCAGAGUCAAACAUGGAUAUCCGGCUGAUAGAGGCAUAUGGCUUACCACAUGAGCCGUACUUUGUGCUACAUGAUCAGCAGGAACGGAGAAGCUUCUCAGGCCUCUCUGAAUGCCAAAAUCUAGAAGAUGACUCUGUUGAAGUACCGUAUGAUCUCCUCCCCCGGGUCUUUCAGGACGCUAUUCUAGUGUGCCGAAAGUUGAGUAUUAAAUAUCUGUGGAUAAAUGCUCUCUGUGAGAACCAAGAUGAUGAUGACGACUGGGAAAUCGCAAGAGAAAAGAAGGCCAUGGUGUAUACUAAUGCAGAACUGGUUCUUAUGUCUACAGGGUUGGUUGAUGGUAACGAAGGUUUUCUUUGCCCCAGAAAAUCUCCAACUAUCAUUUCUGGGACAUGGCCAGAUGGAAGACCAUUUGAAAUCUACGCUCGACCAUGGCUUUUUCACGACCCAGAUAUGAUGGACUGGCCAAAGGAAAAGUCGCCCCAACAUGCCAGUCGAGCUGAGAGUUUCCAAGAGCGACUUCUGCCUCGACGUAGGCUUUGGUUCAGUGAAGGUGAGGCCAUCUUUGACUGUUUAACCUCCACUAGUUGUGAAUGCGGGGGCUUCUUGGACUCUGACGAGGAUCCAUGUCUUCCGUUACGGCGCAUCCUGAAGACUGGCGCAAAGUAUAUCACCGAGACGGAUGAGUCGUGGAUCUAUCAUGAGAAUUGGAGAGAUCUGGUGGCCAAAUUAUCCCAACUGAAAACAAGAAAUUCGCCAUGUGACCUUGCAUCAGUCAGCCACUUAGCCUCGCGAUGGGCAAAUGGAUAUACCGGUAGAUAUCUAGCUGGACUUUGGGAACAUGACUUGGUGAAUUAUUUGCGGUGGUAUCCAAUCGAUGAAGAAUUACCUGAUGGAGACCAUGAGGGAUGCCAAGUACCAUCUUUCCUUGGUCCUAGUUGGAGCUGGACCGCUGUUUCCCGGAAGAUCAAAUGGGGCAGUGCAACAUUUCGAAAUACUAAAUCUUUCGUUACCAUCGACUUUAACCGGACUGAAUGCGAUGUCAAUUCUGUGAACCCUUUGGGUCGGCGAUUUCAGGCCACAUAUUCCUCACAGGAAAGAUACUCAAAGUUGCAGUUAGGGAUUCGAAGCGAUUGUUCAAGGACGGAAUUGACCAACAUGUGGGCUUUCGAUCACAAGAAACCCCCGAAGACGACUCCCCUUUGCCUCAGCACGUGUUUUGUCUUCGCCUCUGUACCAAGAGCUAUACAAUCAAUAGCUUCGACGAUGAUUGUGCUCCCAUACUUGUCCCUGCAACUGCAGACGACUUGGCGAGACAACAUAGAGAAGUGCAAGUGA
Molecule: messenger RNA, 2043 nt
Organism: Clonostachys rhizophaga
Lineage: Eukaryota; Fungi; Ascomycota; Sordariomycetes; Hypocreales; Bionectriaceae
Source: the annotation of a GenBank genome assembly